This is a messenger RNA of Caenorhabditis remanei, 861 nucleotides long. RefSeq lists its product as uncharacterized. The transcript is spliced from 3 exons. The coding region runs from base 1 to 861 and encodes 286 amino acids. The record is from RefSeq and is a predicted model, not a curated record. Gene Ontology annotation, molecular function: protein binding. Lineage: Eukaryota; Metazoa; Nematoda; Chromadorea; Rhabditida; Rhabditidae.
AUGUCGGGUGAAGCAAUCGAGUACAAAAGUGGUACUCAUCAAGUCAAUAUUUACACUACUGUUUUAGAGAUAAGCGUGAAUAAAUGGAUGACAUGUGCCUGGGGAGGAACAAUGGAUAAAUGUGCAGUAAUGCAUUUCAAAUGGAAAUUCGAUUGGGAUAAACUCAAAAAUCAAGGAAUCGACAAGUUCACUGGACACAUUACUGUCAGCAAUUUAUUCAAUACAAUGAAAAUCGAUGUGAAACUGACAGAACAUAAUCUAGUAUUCAUAGCGCAAUUUGAAUGCCACAAUAAUUACAAUAAUGUCAGCUACGAGUAUUCCCUCACUCCCCAUUAUGCUCCAAUUCUUGAGAAGCUAGAUUACGACAAGAUGUUUGCACCAUCCGAUCAAAAUGAUACGAUUUUGGUUGUUGACGGACAGAAGCUUCAUGUCAACAAAACAUUCCUCUCUUAUCACUCCGAGUACUUCCGCGCACUUUUUUCAUCAAAAGGACAAGUGAAUGAAAUUCCGAUCGACGGCGUUUUUUUCGAAGAUUUCGCUCUUCUUCUCAGCACUUUUUAUCCGAAUCCAGUGUUCCCGAAUGAUAGUACUGUCGAAACACUUCUAGAAAUGGCCAGUUGUUUCGAGGUUUCUUCAGUUAUCAACAUUAUCGAGUACCAUUUGAUGAACAAUUCAAAAAUCAAUAGUGAGAAGAUGUUAUGGAUGGCGGACGAGUAUGUGAUGCCAAAACUUCUCGAGAAUUGUAUUCGUGAACUGAAUACCGUGGAGAAAGCGAGGAAGUUGAAGCAAUCGGAUGAGUAUGAGAAUUUGUCGGAUGGCACAAAAGCAAAAGUUCUCGAUCGAAUUAUGGAUUUCAUUUGA